AUGAGUCGUGAGAAAGUUAAACCUAAGCGGCAAGGCGAGCCAAAAAAUUUAAAAGCUGGUAGCAUUUUGGCAGACGAUCAGGAAUGCGCCAAGCGUUAUAUUGAAUGGAAAAACUUGAUGGAUAAAUACAACCAACCAGAAGACGACGAUGACAGUAUGUCAAUCGAUGAUGCGCUUGACCUAUAUGGUAAGAACGAUAAUGAUGAAAAGCGAACGCAAACAGUGCCAGAAGCACUGGAAUGUAGCGAGGACGAUGAGGAUAAAGAGAACAGUGAAAGCGAUUAUGCUGCUUUGAAGAAUCAAUUGACUACUGCCUUGCAGCGACGUAGCACCGAGUGGAAAAACAACGGCAUGGCAAAGAUAUUCAACAGCAACUUUUCUCUCAGCGUUGAUUACGUGCAAAGGUGGUUAGAAAAUUGCGCGGAUGGUACCGGCAAGCAGGUGACGCAGGAACGAGCAACACAUUUCACGGAUUGCGAUGGAGAGACGCAGGUGAAUGUCACUCAACGGGAGAACAUCUCUAUACUGAACCACACGGACAGGAAACAGCUGGCAUCGGAACACAGUUCCAACUACGAACUUUGUGGCACCGAUCAAAGGAGAGUAAUCGUGCAGCAGGUAGAAAAGACAACCAUUUCUUCGUUCUGCGUGGUAGAUCCGCGUGACAGCAAUGGAACGGGUGGACCUAUAUCGAAGUUGCCCCUGGACAGCUGUUUUGCAAACCUGUCCACUUUUAUGCCAUUUAAAAUUAAGAGUCUCAAUGAAACACUGGGACCGUUGUCAUGUGAGAAAGAGAGGGUUGGGAGUCAGCUGCAUAGAGGCCGUACGUUCAAUUCCAGUUCGCUUAACAGUGGAUCGUUGAUUAGUUUGAUAGAAAAUUCUCUUCAAAUAGUGCCAAAAGCGCGCAUUGAAAGUGAUUUAAAAAAGAAACCCGUUAAAGCUAAUCCCAAGCGAAGGGUACAUUUUAAACCGGCUAGAAAAGUGCGUCAAAUUAUAAGUGAUUCGUCUGAAAGUUCAAAUUUGGAUGAAGAUUUUACAUCAGACGACGACGACGACACCGACGAGUGUCCUGCGCGUGUUUCAAAACCAAUGCGCACUGUGCCUGCUCGUAUGAUAAACAAGAUACCCGUCAUGUCCUUAUGUUCCGACUCUAGUGAUGAUUCACAGUGCGAAACGAAUGCGGUCAAACCGCAACCGUCAGUUCCAUCGUUACCUGCAGACACCACCAUCAAAAGGUUGCAUGAAACUGGAGCACCGUUAACCAAUGGUUUCAAUCAUCUCGGUAAUGGUAACAAGAAACCACCAAAAGAUCAACAACAACAACAGCUCAUGCAUAAAGAAAACGAACGGAAAUAUCAGAUGCCGGCCAACUAUCGCCAAAUGUUGAGCGUAAAUGGGCGCUGUCCCUAUAAAUCCGAUGGUAUAGUUAUUUAUCGUCCCAAACCGAUACACGCGGGAUUGCCAAGAAAUGCAGACCGAAUCCUAAUCAAAAACGAAGAUCUGGAUCUAAGCGGUAUUGAAUCAAAAUUACGCCGCAAAAAGUUUGACAACUUUUCGUGCCAAUCGCACCCAAACUCGGUGCUCGUAUACUACAUGAGCGAUUCGGACCAUGAACCGUACGACGAACUGCCGGUGCGGAAUGCGAACGAGGAUUCAUCGGAUGAUGACGAUCCCAUAAGCAACUAUAAGACAAAACCAUGCAUACUGACCUAUUUCAACGAAGAUCCGUAG
Molecule: messenger RNA, 1731 nt
Organism: Anopheles marshallii
Lineage: Eukaryota; Metazoa; Arthropoda; Insecta; Diptera; Culicidae
Exons: 3
Coding region: 1-1731 (576 amino acids)
Source: RefSeq, a predicted model, not a curated record